AUGUCCAAGUUUGGGGUUUUGGUCAUGGGCCCGGCCGGGGCGGGCAAGACCACCUUCAGCAAUGCUAUGAUCCAACACCUGCAGAAUACCCGCCGCAGCUGCUUCUACGUCAAUUUGGACCCCGCGGCCGAGACCUUCAGCUACGAACCCGACCUUGACAUCCGCGAGCUGAUCACCUUGGAGGAUGUGAUGGAGGAGCUGGGUCUGGGUCCGAACGGUGGACUGAUCUACUGCUUCGAAUUCCUACUACAGAACCUCGAUUUCCUAUCCCAAGCCCUGGAUCCGCUUAGCGAGGAGUACCUGAUCAUCUUCGACAUGCCCGGCCAGAUCGAAUUAUACACCCACAUCCCCCUCCUGCCAUCCCUCGUGCAGUUCCUGUCACGACAGGGACCCUUGAACAUCAACCUCUGCGCGGCCUACCUGCUCGAGAGUACCUUUGUGAUCGACAAAGCCAAGUUUUUCGCGGGAACGCUCAGUGCCAUGUCCGCCAUGCUGAUGCUGGAGAUGCCGCACGUGAACAUCCUCAGCAAGAUGGACCAAAUCCAGGACAUGGUGACCCGCCGGGAACUGAGACGGUUCACCAACGUGGAUGUGCAGCUGCUGCAGGAUGAGGAAGACGAUGUAGCGCCGAGCGCGAAUCCCAUGGCGACGGAUGCGCUAAUGAGCGGCGGGUCUUUCAAACGGCUCAAUCGGGCCGUCGCACAGCUUAUCGAUGACUUUAGCAUGGUCUCUUUCCUGAAGUUGAAUGUGCAAGACGACGACAGUGUGGCGGCUGUUCUGAGCCACAUUGAUGAUGCGAUUCAGUUCCACGAGGCCCAGGAGCCGAGAGAACCCAAGGAUGAGCAGGAGGUGAACUACGAAGACGCCGAUGCUUGA
This is a messenger RNA of Penicillium lagena, 876 nucleotides long. RefSeq names its product putative signal sequence-binding GTPase GPN3. The coding region runs from base 1 to 876 and encodes 291 amino acids. The record is from RefSeq and is a predicted model, not a curated record. The transcript has a single exon. Lineage: Eukaryota; Fungi; Ascomycota; Eurotiomycetes; Eurotiales; Aspergillaceae. Gene Ontology annotation, molecular function: GTPase activity.